AUGCGAGUUUAUUCCACGUGCACGACAACAAGCACGCGCACGCCACAACUGAGCGACCUCGCGCAGAGUAAGUGUGGUGGCAUCUAUAGUGCCACAUGGUUCUCGUCUCCUUCCUUCCUUAGUGUGGUGGCAUCUAUAGUGCCACAUGGUUCUCGUCUCCCUUCCUUCCUGGCAUCUAUAGUGGCCAGCAUGCUCUUCCUCGCACUCUCCUCCCUCGAGAUCACGUGGACCCGAGGGGAGCUACCACGGCAGCACCACGAGGAGGAUGCAGCUAUAGGCGCAGCCUGGCCCCUCUGCGCCCUGUCACGCACAACUCACUUACCCGCUGAAGAGCUUCCGCAGUCCCCCCAUCCCCCCGGACCCACCCCUCCUACAGAACCCCGCCCUGCCCUGCACCCCCUGCUCACACAGAGCCGCACCCAAUCCACCCCCCACUCGAGUAAGACGGCCUCGCAUUCGGGACCUCUGGCUCGGCAACGCGACCCCGAUGAACGAGACGGUGCCUCAAACGCCCCUGACGUCCCGAACCCAGCCGGAUGUUGUAGACCGGACAGUGUGAGCUCUCGCACAACGUCGUCCGUAACAUCGACUGCUCCUCUGACCACUCACCGGCUCACAUGGAAACCCUUGCCGACCCCGCCCCACCCACCCAACCCAACCCUAAGGACCCUAACCCCCCCUCACGCCAACAGCACCCUAAGACCCACCCCGCCCUCGCCACAGCAACCCAACACAGGACCCCCACCCGCCCCGCCGCCCUCCGCCACACAACCCAAAGACCCCACCCUGCUCACAACGCACCCUAACCUCACCCCGCCCCUGCCACAGCACCCUAAAAGACCCCACCCGCCGCUCACCACAGCAACCCUAAACCCCACCCAAUCCCCCUCAGCCACAGCACCCUAA
Molecule: messenger RNA, 906 nt
Organism: Knipowitschia caucasica
Lineage: Eukaryota; Metazoa; Chordata; Actinopteri; Gobiiformes; Gobiidae
Source: the annotation of a GenBank genome assembly